This is a messenger RNA of Glycine soja, 2507 nucleotides long. Its product is annotated as probably inactive leucine-rich repeat receptor-like protein kinase At5g48380. Gene Ontology annotation, biological process: protein phosphorylation. The transcript has 3 exons. The coding region runs from base 383 to 2236 and encodes 617 amino acids. The record is from RefSeq and is a predicted model, not a curated record. Gene Ontology annotation, molecular function: protein kinase activity; receptor serine/threonine kinase binding; ATP binding. NCBI's taxonomy places the organism in Eukaryota, Viridiplantae, Streptophyta, Magnoliopsida, Fabales, Fabaceae.
AAAAAAACAAAAAACGCUUACCUUAGCGUGUUUAUUUGUUUGACCCGCUGGAUGAAUAUCUUUCUUCUCUUUCUCUUAUGUGUUCUCAUUACAAUUCAUGAAACACGCUCUCUUCUUUCCCAUCAUCACUAUUUCUGAUUCUCUCUCUCCCUUGGUCUAGUCUUCCUUUGUUAUGCCUUGCCCUUUCCUUCGGGCAAAGUGGUGUUUCCAUGUUGUUUCUGAGUUUACUUCCUCAAUAUCCCAGGUGGGAGGAUAUGUGUGUGUUCUUAUGAAGGUUGCAGUGCUAAGGAGUCUAUAGAUUUUAUGCUGCAGCUUCAUUAGAUACCAAUUUUGGUGAAUUUUUCUUGAUAACUUGUUCUUGGAUUUUUGUUUUGUGGUGUUGAUGAAGAUGGCUAUGGGUGGCCUAAUUUCCGGUGCUGGUGUUAUUAUUGUUAGUUUCUUUCUGCUGAUUCUCUGUGGCAUGGUUUGUGGGACUGAGAGUGAUUUAUUCUGCUUGAAAAGUGUAAAGAGUGCACUUGAGGACCCCUACAAUUAUUUGCAAUCUUGGAAUUUCAAUAACAAUACCGAAGGGUAUAUAUGCAAGUUUAUUGGGGUUGAGUGUUGGCACCCUGAUGAGAACAAGGUCUUGAAUCUCAAACUUUCCAACAUGGGACUCAAGGGCCCGUUCCCUCGCGGCAUUCAGAAUUGCACAAGCAUGACAGGAUUAGAUUUUUCGCUUAACAGACUCUCUAAAACCAUUCCGGCUGAUAUAUCCACACUUCUUACAUUUGUGACAACUCUUGAUCUAUCUUCAAAUGAUUUUACUGGGGAGAUACCUGCAUCCCUUUCAAAUUGUACCUAUCUUAAUACUCUUAGACUUGACCAAAACCAACUCACCGGUCACAUUCCUGCAAACUUGAGUCAGCUCCCGCGGCUUAAGUUGUUUAGUGUUGCCAAUAAUCUUUUGACAGGGCCAGUUCCACCCUUUAAACCUGGUGUAGCUGGUGCAGAUAAUUAUGCAAAUAAUUCAGGCCUGUGUGGUAAUCCCUUGGGUACUUGCCAGGUCGGGUCUUCAAAGAGUAACACUGCUGUUAUAGCUGGAGCAGCUGUUGGUGGUGUGACUGUUGCAGCAUUAGGUUUGGGCAUUGGAAUGUUCUUCUACGUGCGCCGUAUUUCUUAUAGGAAGAAGGAAGAGGACCCUGAAGGAAACAAGUGGGCAAGAAGUCUAAAGGGAACUAAAAAAAUAAAGGUUUCUAUGUUUGAGAAGUCAAUUUCAAAAAUGAACUUGAAUGAUCUCAUGAAGGCUACUGAUAACUUCAGCAAAAGCAAUAUUAUUGGGACUGGAAGAUCAGGAAUUGUUUACAAAGCUGUCCUUCAUGAUGGCACAUCACUCAUGGUCAAGAGAUUGCAGGAAUCUCAAUAUUCAGAGAAAGAAUUUCUGUCUGAGAUGAAUAUACUAGGGUCUGUCAAACAUCGUAACUUGGUUCCUCUUUUAGGUUUUUGUGUGGCUAAAAAGGAGAGGCUUUUGGUCUAUAAAAAUAUGCCAAAUGGUACCCUCCAUGAUCAACUACAUCCUGAUGCUGGUGCAUGCACCAUGGAUUGGCCUCUAAGGCUCAAAAUUGCAAUUGGAGCGGCCAAAGGAUUAGCAUGGCUUCAUCAUAGCUGCAAUCCCCGCAUUAUCCACCGAAACAUAAGCUCUAAGUGCAUCUUGUUGGAUGCUGAUUUUGAGCCCACAAUUUCUGAUUUUGGCCUUGCUAGAUUGAUGAACCCGAUUGAUACACAUUUGAGUACUUUUGUGAAUGGGGAGUUUGGGGAUUUAGGUUAUGUUGCUCCUGAAUAUACAAAAACUUUGGUGGCUACUCCUAAAGGGGAUAUUUAUAGCUUCGGGACCGUGCUUCUUGAAUUGGUGACAGGUGAAAGACCUACCCAUGUGGCUAAAGCUCCAGAAACUUUUAAAGGAAAUUUGGUAGAGUGGAUUCAACAGCAAUCUAGCAAUGCAAAACUCCAUGAAGUCAUUGAUGAAUCACUAGUUGGGAAGGGUGUAGACCAGGAGCUUUUCCAAUUUCUGAAGGUUGCAAGCAACUGUGUUACAGCAAUGCCAAAGGAGAGGCCUACCAUGUUUGAAGUAUACCAGUUUCUAAAAGCCAUUGGGAUUAAUUACAAUUUCACAAUUGAGGAUGAGAUCAUGCUCCCUAUAGACACUGGUGAUGCUGAUAACUUAGAAGAACUUAUUGUAGCUCGAGAGGGACAUAAUUGAAAAGGUAUGCGAGAUAUAAUUAGGGCAUGUAAUCAAUUUUAAUAUGUAAGUAUCUCUUGCCUUGUGGUCCUAAAAUAAAUGUUAGUGCUAUAUAUAGGUUUUAUGGUCCAGAUCCAUUUGUGUGCUAUCAAUAUUGAAACAUCAAUUUAAUAUCAUCAACCAUGAAUGCCCAUUAUAUAUAGGUGACUUGGUUAUAAUCCCUAUUUUGCUCUAAUUUCCUUGUUCUCUCCCUUGAAUGUUGAUAUGUUGGUGGAUUUUCUUUCCCUUUUAA